Molecule: messenger RNA, 582 nt
Organism: Neltuma alba
Lineage: Eukaryota; Viridiplantae; Streptophyta; Magnoliopsida; Fabales; Fabaceae
Product: cytosolic sulfotransferase 8-like
Exons: 2
Coding region: 1-582 (193 amino acids)
Molecular function (GO): sulfotransferase activity
Source: RefSeq, a predicted model, not a curated record
AUGCUCUUUUCAAAAGCACUUCCAAGCAAAGAUGGUGAUAUUAUUAUAACUUCCUUACCAAAAUCUGGUACUACUUGGCUGAAAGCCCUUAUCUUUGCCAUUGUGAAUAGGAAUCAUUUCUCUCCCUCACAAAAUCAUCCUUUGCUCAUUUCCAAUGCUCACGACCUUGUUCCUCACUUAGAAUUCAACCUUUAUGAAAUUGGUCCAUUUUGGACGCAUAAUCUGGGUUAUUGGGGGAAAAGCAAAGAGACACCAAACAAGUUUCUGUUUCUAAAGUAUGAGGAAUUGAAAGGAAACAUCAAGUUCUACUUGAAAAGAAUUGCUGAGUUCUUGAAUUGCCCGUUUGACUUGGAGGAGGAAGAAAGUGUUGUCGUCGAUAAAAUUAUUGAGCUGUGUGACUUUGAGAAGAUGAAGGAAUUGGAGGUAAACAAAAUGGGAAAAUUUAUGCAGAGGCUUGAUUACAAGGACUUCUUUAGGAAAGGUGAGGUAGGAGAUUGGGUGAAUCAUUUUUGCCCUUGGAUGGAAGACAAAUUGUCCAAAGUGAUGGAAAAGAAGUUUUCUGGUUCUGGUUUGUCCUUUUAA